UUUAAUUCUCUCUAAAAAUAUGAAUACAUAACUUGCUUAAGUUAUCAUCAACUUAACUCACAUAAUUUGCUAAAGAUCAAGAACAUCCAACACUUGAAAAUCCUUGCUUGAAAAAACAUAGAAGAAGAUGAAAAGCUCAAUGUGUUAUGUAGUUGGAGUCGCUUUGGCUUUGUUUUCCUUGUGUGUUUCAGCUACCGAUCCAGGGUCUCUGCAAGAUUUUUGUGUUGCUGCUAAAAAUCCAAAUGAUGCUGUGUUUGUGAAUGGAUUAUUUUGCAAAGACCCGGCACUUGCUGUGGCAGAAGAUUUCUUUCUACCACGAUUUAACAAACCUGGAGUCAUUAAGAGUCCAGUAGGGUCUGUAGUCACACAGGCUAAUGUUGCUCAAAUUGCUGGACUUAACACUCUUGGUAUCUCCAUGGCUCGUAUUGAUUAUGCACCCAAAGGACUUAACCCACCACACACGCAUCCAAGAGCAACAGAGAUUUUAGUGGUAUUAGAAGGUACCCUUCAUGUCGGAUUCGUCACAUCAAACCCAGAUAACAAGCUAUUCGCGAAAGUGUUGUACAAGGGAGAUGUGUUCGUAUUCCCUGAAGGACUCGUUCAUUUUCAAAUGAACUUGGAGAAAACCCCAGCUGUUGCUAUUUCCGCACUAAGCAGCCAAAAUCCAGGGGUUAUCACAAUUGCAAAUGCCGUUUUCGGAUCAAAAGCACCCAUCAGUGAUGAUGUUCUCGCCAAGGCUUUCCAAGUUGAUAAGAAAGUGGUUGAUUUUCUUCAGUCUCGAUUUUGGAUGGACAACUAGAUUCAAAACCAAUGAAUGAAUUACGAUAGUUGGUACUUAAGAAUAAACUAAAUUAUACUUUAUAUAUUGAUGUGACCUUAUGUUUGCGCUUGAUGAUGUUUUGCAUUUCAUAGUUCAAUAAAGAAGCUGUUGGAAAAAAUUGGGUUUCACAAAGGAUGAAUGAAUCAGAGAAGAAAGUGUU
This is a messenger RNA of Papaver somniferum (opium poppy), 980 nucleotides long. Its product is annotated as putative germin-like protein 2-1. The transcript is spliced from 2 exons. Gene Ontology annotation, cellular component: cell wall. The record is from RefSeq and is a predicted model, not a curated record. The coding region runs from base 128 to 799 and encodes 223 amino acids. NCBI's taxonomy places the organism in Eukaryota, Viridiplantae, Streptophyta, Magnoliopsida, Ranunculales, Papaveraceae. Gene Ontology annotation, molecular function: manganese ion binding.